Indicator indicator is the source of this 1273-nucleotide messenger RNA. It is a transcript of the gene STOML1, whose product is annotated as stomatin like 1. The coding region runs from base 4 to 1263 and encodes 419 amino acids. The transcript is spliced from 7 exons. Gene Ontology annotation, cellular component: plasma membrane. The record is from RefSeq and is a predicted model, not a curated record. NCBI's taxonomy places the organism in Eukaryota, Metazoa, Chordata, Aves, Piciformes, Indicatoridae.
AUCAUGUUCAGCAGGUCGGGAUACCAGGCGCUUCCCUUGGGAGACUUUGAUCGCUUCCAGCAGUCCAGCAUUGGGCUCUACGGUGCCCAGAAGGGCUUCUUCUCCUUUGGAUCCAAGGAAGACCCUCUGGGACCGGCUGGGAAUACCACAGACUCCUCCCAGGGUUGGCUGUCCUGGAUCUGCCAUGGGAUUAUCACCUCCUUGGUUUUCUUGCUGAUGGUCCUCACCUUCCCAAUCUCAGGAUGGUUUGCCUUGAAGGUUGUGCCCACCUAUGAGCGAAUGAUCAUCUUCCGCCUGGGCCGCAUCCGGGCACCCCAGGGACCUGGUCUGGUCCUGCUGCUGCCCUUCAUCGACCACUGGCAGCGAGUGGAUCUGAGGACAAGGGCCUUCAACGUGCCCCCUUGCAAGCUGACCUCCAAGGAUGGAGCAAUCAUCUCCAUGGGUGCUGACGUCCAGUUCCGGGUGUGGGACCCUGUGCUGUCCGUCAUGGUGGUGAAGGACCUGAUCGCUGCCACCCGGAUGACAGCCCAGAACGCCAUGACCAAGACCCUGAUGAAGAGGAGCCUCCGGGAGAUCCAAGGGGAGAAGCUGAGGAUCGGGGAGCAGCUGCUGCUGGAGAUUAAUGACAUGACCAAGUCCUGGGGCCUGGAGGUGGACCGGGUGGAGCUGAGCAUGGAGGCUGUGCUGCAGCCACCCCGGGAGAACCUGGUGGGCCCUCUGGCCACCAUGCCACCUGUGCCUGGGCUGGAGGGGCUGGAUGGCACCAUUCAGCAGCUGGCUGCCCACUUCUUCAGCAACCCUGUGGCUCUGGCAGGCGGUGGGAAGGGCGCUCCAGAGGCAGCAGACAGCGUGGAGAUGGUGAAUGAGGUGGAGCCUCCCACUGCUGCCCUCCUCUCCGCCGCCAGCGGCAGCCGGAGGAAGCCCAGCACGGAGGAGCUGCUCUCAGCAGUGGAACCUGUCCUCUCUGAGGCCCUGGUCAGCCAGGUGGCAGCUUCCUACCAGGUCAACAUCACCCUGCCCAACGGCACCAGGAGCACCUACUUCAUAGACCUCUCCUCAGGCAGCGGGCGAGCCGGGCACGGCAUGCCCCAGGGCAGCCCUGACGUCGUUCUGGAGGUGGCAGAGAAAGACCUGCAAGACCUCUUCUUGGGUGACCUGAGCCCCUUGAAUGCCUACAUGAGUGGGAGGCUGCAGGUGAAAGGGGACCUGCAGCUUGCCCUGAAGCUGGAGGAGGUGGUGAAGGCGAUGAAGCAGCGUAGAUAGAGCACGUCUG